Messenger RNA from Sclerotinia borealis F-4128, 867 nucleotides. The record is from the annotation of a GenBank genome assembly. NCBI's taxonomy places the organism in Eukaryota, Fungi, Ascomycota, Leotiomycetes, Helotiales, Sclerotiniaceae.
AUGGCAUCUCGUGUAUCACAAAUUGCUAGCCAUCUCAAUUACCCCAAGGGAAUGCUUGCUGGUCAAGUAGCUAUCAUUACUGGGUCUGGUCAGGGUAUUGGUGCGGAAACUGCUAAACUCUUUGCGAAUGAAGGAGCAAAAGUGAUUAUAUCCGAUAUCGAUGGCGCCAAAGCGGUAUCCGUCGCCGAAGAAAUCAAUUCCGCAGAAAGCGGCCGCGCAAUCGCAGUCCCGGGCGACAUGCUCGAUGCCGAAUACCUCAAAGUACUCGUGAAGAAAGCCGCAGAAUUCGGAAACGGAAAGAUACAUAUGAUAGUAAACAAUGCCGGAUAUACAUGGGACGGCGUAAUCCACAAGAUGACCGACAAACAAUGGGAAAAUAUCCUCGCCCUCCACAACACCGCCCCCUUCAGACUCAUCCGCGCAGCCGCUCCCUAUUUCCGCGUCACGGAUGGCGAACCGCGAUGCAUAGUCAAUAUAUCCUCGACAUCCGGUGUGCACGGUAAUGCCGGACAGGCCAAUUAUGCGGUGGCGAAGGCGGGGAUUAAUGGACUUACGAAAGUUAUUGCGAAGGAGUGGGGUCCGAAGUUUGGGGUUAGGUGUAAUAGUGUAGCGUUUGGACAUAUAUUGACGAGGUUGACGGCAGCGAAGGAAGAGGGGGCGUUUGUGACGACGCCGGAUGGAGAGAAGGUUGCGCUGGGUAUACCAAGGGGUCAGGGGAGUCAGGGAGUGGAUGCGAAUGCGGAUAUUCCGUUGAGGAGGGCGGGGACGGCGGGGGAGGCGGCGAGGAGUAUUUUGGCGGUGGCUAGUCCGUUGUUUGGGUAUGUGACGGGGCAGACUAUUAUGGUUACGGGUGGGAGGAAUAUGUAG